Messenger RNA from Dryobates pubescens (Downy woodpecker), 576 nucleotides. It is a transcript of the gene RHOG, whose product is annotated as ras homolog family member G. The record is from RefSeq and is a predicted model, not a curated record. NCBI's taxonomy places the organism in Eukaryota, Metazoa, Chordata, Aves, Piciformes, Picidae. The transcript has a single exon. Gene Ontology annotation, molecular function: protein kinase binding; GTPase activity; GTP binding. Gene Ontology annotation, cellular component: cytoplasmic vesicle; plasma membrane; cytoskeleton. The coding region runs from base 1 to 576 and encodes 191 amino acids. Gene Ontology annotation, biological process: small GTPase-mediated signal transduction; establishment or maintenance of cell polarity; regulation of actin cytoskeleton organization.
AUGCAGAGCAUCAAGUGCGUGGUGGUGGGGGACGGGGCGGUGGGCAAGACCUGCCUGCUGAUCUGCUACACCACCAGGGCCUUCCCCCGCGAGUACAUCCCCACCGUCUUCGACAACUACAGCGCCCAGACCACGGUGGACGGCCGGACCCUCAGCCUCAACCUGUGGGACACGGCCGGCCAGGAGGAGUACGACCGCCUCCGGACCCUCUCCUACCCCCAGACCAACGUCUUCCUCAUCUGCUUCUCGGUGGCCAGCCCCCCCUCCUACGAGAACGUCAAGCACAAGUGGUACCCCGAGGUGUGCCACCACUGCCCCAGCGUCCCCGUCCUGCUGGUGGGCACCAAGAAGGACCUCAGGCACGACCCCGAGGCCCUGAGGAAGCUGAAGGAGCAGAACCAGGCUCCCAUCAGCACCCAGCAGGGCCUCAGCCUCUGCAGGCAGAUCAGGGCGGUCAAGUACCUGGAGUGCUCUGCCCUCAACCAGGAGGGCAUCAAAGAGGUCUUCACCGAGGCCGUCAGGGCCGUGCUCAACCCCAGCCCGGCCAAGACCAAGAGGUCCUGCGUCCUCCUCUGA